UCGCCUUCGCAGUGCCCGGCGCCGCGUACCGCCACCACCUGCCCGUCUUCCACAAACUCUUCGGCUUCCGCGAGGACGCCUUCGAGUCGAAGGCGCAGUUCGUCAAGCACUUCCUGAACGGCGCCGUCCCGCGCGCCACCGACAAGUACGCUGUCCGGCUGCAGAAAAAAAUCGACGGCAAGCGCGUGA
Molecule: messenger RNA, 189 nt
Organism: Dermatophagoides pteronyssinus (European house dust mite)
Lineage: Eukaryota; Metazoa; Arthropoda; Arachnida; Sarcoptiformes; Pyroglyphidae
Source: RefSeq, a predicted model, not a curated record